This is a messenger RNA of Tetranychus urticae (two-spotted spider mite), 2865 nucleotides long. Its product is annotated as G patch domain-containing protein 1. Gene Ontology annotation, molecular function: RNA binding. Gene Ontology annotation, biological process: mRNA processing. The record is from RefSeq and is a predicted model, not a curated record. NCBI's taxonomy places the organism in Eukaryota, Metazoa, Arthropoda, Arachnida, Trombidiformes, Tetranychidae. Gene Ontology annotation, cellular component: nucleus.
GAUUUGUUGCUGUAAAUUGGUGAAUUUCAACUUGAUUUGUGUUUUGAAAGUCCCCCUCUAACUUAGUCUGAACCAUUAAAUUUGAUUGUGUUCAUUAGUUUUUAUCUAUCCAUUUUCUGAAUCAGUUUUUUUAUAGACCGGUAUAUAAGAAAUUGAAUGUACUCUUUUUAACUAUGGAUGACGAAGACGAGGAAUUUGUUUAUGGAACUCCGUUGCCACCAUUGGAAGAUAAUGAGAAUGCUAGUAAAAAACCCGAACUUGAUCUAACUGUACGAGAUUGGAAGGGUCGUCGUCGAUUUCAUGGAGCUUUUACUGGAGGGUUUUCUGCCGGAUAUUUCAAUACGGUUGGAACCGAGAAAGGUUGGAUACCUUCACAAUAUGUAUCAAAAAAGGAAGAAAGAUGGGAUAAAAAGUUGGUCAAGAGUAAGCCAGAAGAUUUUAUGGACGAUGAAGAUUUCAGUCUAUUUGGCAUAGCUCCGAAAAAAGUUCAUACUAAAGAUGAUUUCAAAGGACCACAAACAGAAGCUUUCGCAGGUCUUCGAGACCCAAAAGCAUCUCUCACUGAUGUUCUUAGAGACAUCAUAAAACCAACAACUCAAUCGAUUGGUGUUAGACUUUUUACCGCUAUGAAAAGAGGCCGAAGAUACAAGGGAGCUUUUCUCAAACCAAAGUCUACCGGAAAAGUUUACGGAUGUAGUAUACCACCAGAAUUCACUAGGAAUAACGAUGAAAAUGAUGACUUUAUUGAUGAACCUAUCGUGCAAGCAGAAAUUUUUUCACUUCCAUAUACACCGAAAAACGACUUUUUUGGUAUCGGUUAUAAACCUUUAAAAUCAGGAUUUUCAGAUGAGUUAGAAAAAGCAGUACCUUUGACGGCAAUUCUUAGUGGAAAUAAACGUUUAAAAAUUACUGGUGAAGCGUUUGGUUAUGGAGCAUUAGAAGACGAUGAUGACUAUGCUGAUGAUGCAUUAAUUUAUUCGAAAGAAGAUUUAUCAAACUAUGAUUUUGAAAUUGGCUCGAUAAAAAAGAACGAGCCAAAGCCUAGUACCUCAGCUGUUACUUAUUCAAACAAAGGCUCUCUAUUAGGUUUUGUGAAAGUAACAAGAAUCGAUCCACUUGAGUCAUCAAAAAGUAAAUUACCUGAGAUACCGAAAAAUUGGCGACCUCAUCCACCUUUCUUGAAAAGUAAACGAGCAUCUCGUUGGAAUCAGCCACCUCCAACUAAAGAAAACUAUCAGAAUAAAUCAAUGGAUUUAAGUGCUCCAAGUACAAUUGCAUCUCCUAAAUCACUGAACAAACACGAAAUGAAACCUCAAAUGAAUGCUAAUGCUCGAGCUAUAAUUCUUGGUGAGGAAGUUGACAUUGUUGUAGGUUUGAAAAAAACUCAAGAAAAACUGAAAGUCGAGAACGAGAAAGUCCCUGUUGAAUCAGAUAGUAAACAAAUGCAAGUUAAACAACAAGGUGCAUCAUCAAACCCCCUAAGCGCUUAUUUUGCUAAUAAAUUUGUUCGCAGUUCAGAACUAACUGAAGAUAAAUUUGAAGCUGGACUAACAGAAUCUAGUAAAAUAGCUCCAACUAAAAAAGAAGCAGUAACUAAUGAUCAACAAGAAGUUAAAUCUACCAUAGGAUUGACUAAUAGAGAAACUUUCCAGUGGCAUCCACACACUUUACUUUGUAAAAGAUUUAAUGUGCCUCAUCCGUAUCCACAAUUUCCUGAUGUUGUUGGUGUACUUCAUAUUGGCCAAAAUACUGGGACUACAGCGAGCAUGAGAGCAAAUGCAACAAAAGCGAAACCUCAACUGUUUAGCUCAUUAUUUCAACCAAAUUUUGAAUUUUCUUCUUCCAGCUCUACAAGCAAAGAUAAAGAAAAACCUGGAAAUGCUUCCGCGCCACCCGAUUUCAUUUCAAUUGAUACUGAAGAAAUUGUUGAGCAGGUUGAACGUCCUCCAUUAGACCUUUUUAAAGCCAUUUUUGCUUCUGAUGAAUCAGAUACUGACGAAGAAAGUGAAAAAAGAAAAGAUGAUGACAAGAUAGAAGAAAAAAAGGAUUCACGGCAGAAAAUGGAAAAAGCAAAUUCCUCUAAAGAUAUUGAAGAUUCAACGAAGAACCAGAGUAAUGGAGGCGGUGACAUCAUUCAUCGCGAUAAAGUGAUAGAGCCCAAAUCAAGCUCCUCUAGAGUUGGAAUUUUUUCAGGAAUCAAUUUAGAUUUGCUAAGCAAAUCUAUCUCUUAUAAAAUUGACCCAAAAGAAGUUGAUCGCAAAGUAAAGGAUCAAGAAGACAAUGAUAUUCAGAUCAUUUCAGGAGCGGAUGGGGUCGAAUCAGAAAGUACUUAUGGACCUGCUCUACCUCCAAUGAGCGAUGAUCAAAGAUAUACAGCAAGAUCUAAUAGCCGUAAAAGAAAAGAGAAAAAGAGAAAAAAGUCAAAAUCAAAAUCCAGACAUAAAUCCAAAAGAUCUAAGAAAAAGCAUAGAAGAAGAUCAUCUUCUAGUAGUGGCGAUUCAAGUGAUUCAGAUAAUUCUAAUGACACUGAACAUUUGAGUGCCAAAAAAAUUAAGUAACAUUGCAGCUUGUCAAUGUAUUAUAAAGGUAAUGUGAAUUGUAUUCAUCUUAUGAAUCUUGAAAGAUACAACUCUGACGGAUUUCCAAUUUUCAAAAAUUUCAUCUUGAAGGAUAUCUUUUUCAUUUUGAAAUCGAGAGUAUGAGUAAAGUUAAAAAUCUUCAUCAUAAACAAUACCAAAACUAAAAUAUUUUAUACAUGUAAAUUUAUAUAAUUUUGAUUGUAAAUUUAAAAAUUGUAAUUUUGUACAAAGAUUCUUGCCAUCAACGAAUUCCAAUCAAUAAAUCUCAUUUGGAAGCGCUGAUAAA